ACCCACCCACGCACGCACGCACUACGGUGACGGCAAUGGCGACGGCGAUGGCAGCAGCAGCAGCAGCACCGAGAGAGGAAACCGACAAGCAUAUUCUUCAGGAGCUUGGUGCUUCCUGUAUGAAGCUGGGACAGUUGGCACUUGAUAAUUUCCAUGUAGCACCAACUGUUGGACCAGAAAACGCUGCUCUAACAGACUCCGUUCUGCAUCUUCUGUGGUUAAAGGAUCAAGUAAGCCAACAAACGGUGGAACUCCAGGCUGGUGUGAAAGCUUGUGUUGAAACUAAUACAGAGGCUGUGUCAGAAGAAAACCUGAAAGAAACAAUUCAAGCGAUCGAACGGGAAUUAGAAGAUGUUACAGUCUCUUUCCAGCAGAAAAACAUGUCUCUCCAUAGGCUUCAGUACACAAAUGCUCUUCGAGAAGCAGCACAAAUGAAUGAUAAAGAUGGGAAGUUGAUAAUGGAAACAGUCAAGCACUCUUUAGAUCUUUGUUCUGAGAUUAUAGCAACCCAGAAGGAAGUUCACACUUUGGAAAAUGCAGUGUUUGAAGUACAAAAGCAGAGACUAUCACUAAAACAAAAAAUGCAGGGUGUAUUAAAGGACAUGGAAGCUGAAAAGAAGAAGCAGCAACAACUGUUACAGCAAUUAGAAAAUGAACUUCCAAAACGUGGAGAAAAGAACUUGCAAGAACACUUUAAAAUGGUGACAUUAAUUCAGAAGGUUUUGCAGGGUGUUAUUCUUGCCAGUGGAGUGAACUGGGCCAAUGAUCCUGAGUUGAAGGAAAUAGUUUUGCAACUGGAGAAUAAUCCACUUGAAGAAACUGAUUCAAUCCACUCAUGAAGAGACAAAGUGCUGGAGUAACUCAGCGAGUCGGACAGCGUCUGUGGAGAACAUGGAUAGGUUUUGCUGAAA
Messenger RNA from Leucoraja erinaceus (little skate), 911 nucleotides. It is a transcript of the gene cenph, whose product is annotated as centromere protein H. Bases 36 to 839 code for a protein of 267 amino acids. NCBI's taxonomy places the organism in Eukaryota, Metazoa, Chordata, Chondrichthyes, Rajiformes, Rajidae. The record is from RefSeq and is a predicted model, not a curated record. The transcript has 10 exons. Gene Ontology annotation, cellular component: kinetochore; nucleus. Gene Ontology annotation, biological process: mitotic spindle organization; chromosome segregation; kinetochore assembly. Gene Ontology annotation, molecular function: kinetochore binding.